This is a messenger RNA of Colias croceus (clouded yellow), 6541 nucleotides long. RefSeq names its product active breakpoint cluster region-related protein (gene RhoGAP1A). The record is from RefSeq and is a predicted model, not a curated record. Gene Ontology annotation, cellular component: membrane. The transcript has 21 exons. Gene Ontology annotation, molecular function: protein serine/threonine kinase activity; GTPase activator activity; guanyl-nucleotide exchange factor activity. Lineage: Eukaryota; Metazoa; Arthropoda; Insecta; Lepidoptera; Pieridae. Gene Ontology annotation, biological process: protein phosphorylation; intracellular signal transduction; positive regulation of GTPase activity. The coding region runs from base 190 to 3963 and encodes 1257 amino acids.
UGGGUCCCAAUCGAAAGUUAACACAUUUGACAUAUGUACAACCCUAAACUGAAAGACAGCGACGUAAAAAAAAAAGUAAAAAUUGCGUUUGCGAUGUCAGAUAGGUAGUCUAAUUUAUUUUUUAUACAUUGAAAACCGUGAUUGUUGAUUAUUGUAACAUAAAAUUGUCAUGAAAUCGUUUUGUGAGAGAUGAGUGUCUUUGGGGAUUUUCAACGUGUGUGGGUGCAACGUUUUCCUGAGAGCACUUUACCAGCCGCUUGGGAGGAAGAUGUCAGAGCCAAUUUAGCUAAACAUAAACAGAAAGUCGCUAUACUUAGGGAGGAGCUCGAGAAGGAAGAAUUCUACGUAGAAUAUCUUGAAACUCUUUUAUCUGAUGUAGAGAAACAUAAGGCAACUUCCCAGAGUAAUAAAGUGGCGCCGCCCUUAGGGACUGACACAAGUGACGAUAAGACUUCUGAUAGCAAACAGGGUUCAAACACAAAUUCCUUAUCAAAAAAGAGUGAAGGCAGUUUCAGUAAUAAAAGUGAUGACUCUAUUGAAGCGUUAGAUACAGAAGAUGAUAAAGUCAAUUUAAGAAAUAGACCAAAAACAUUUGCUGAAAGAAGCUCCGUUAACCAAUGUAUAAACGAAUUGUCGUCAAACCUUGCUGCAGAAGCUAGACGGCGGUGCAACAGUGAAGUUGUGCAGAGGACAGAAAAGGAGGAAGAUGACAAUGCAAAUGAUCUUGAAUCAAAAAAAUCCACACAAUCUAAGAACCGUCCAGCAUCACAAGCAGGUGAUUUUGUAACAGUUAUUGAAGUUAAUGGUGUGAAAGCUGCAGAGAGUGCUGUAAAGAAAUCAGAAGAGUCACCACAAACCUCAGAGAGCAGCUCUGCAGAUCCUGCUGUUGCAGCUAAGAAAAAAGUUCCACCAAAACCUCCACCAAAAGUGUUCAGUAGAAGAGGUGCUUCCCUGCCCGAAAGUGGUCUUCCAGAGGAUAGUCCUCCAUCUAGCUUAGGACGAAGACUGCGUAAUUCUGAGUCAAGAGAAUCCAUUGCCAGUAGAGCUUCUACACCAUCUAUUAGUGAAAGGGUAAAAAGUUUUGAAUCAAUAAACUCAUUGUCAUCGGAACGAAAACGGUCAGGCGGUGCAGCAACCCCCAGAUCUAUUGAUGAGGAAGUAACAUCAACCACUCCAGAUCUACCUGAAGUACCGGAUGACAAAUCUGGUCCCAUUUCAUUGGAAAGCAUACCUGCAGCUGUACGCAGUGUUGAAGACGAGCCAUAUUAUGAUCAAGUUCCAGUGGAUAUCAAUGAUGGAGAAUAUGUUUAUAUACAAGCAGGUGGGGCGGGUUCAAGUACGGAAGACGGGUCGAGCGGCACGAGCACGCUGGCGAUGGCCCCGAGCGCUCCGACCGCACCAACCGCGCCCACGGCUCCCACUGCACCGGACUCGCCGCUGUGCGCCACCGCGCCCAACUAUGUGAACAUACACUAUUUUAUACAGCAAGGCGUCGACGGCGCGGAAGCGAGUGAAACGAGUUCAGAAUUAGCUGAUUCAAGUGAUACACCUUUAUUGUUACGAACUAUUUCAUCCGAUACCGAAGCCAGUGCCACUCCGCCCGUAUUGAGAAAACUGCAUCAGGAAUCAAGUAACAAUGCUGAAGCCGAAAGACUUACUAUGCACCGUUGUAUCGUCACUAGUAUUAUUGAAAGCGAAACAGUUUAUGUGGAGUGUCUUUACGUUAUGGAGAAGUAUAUGAAUGCCAUAAAGGCGACGCUGUCAACAUCUCAACCUGUGAUAACCGAAGAAGAGUUUGGGACUAUAUUCUACAAGAUUUCUGAGCUACAUGAGUUGCAUAAAAACUUUCUAGAAGGUUUGAAAGCGGCGGUAGCUAGUUGGGAAGAACCGUUGUGUGUCGGCAUGCACUUUAAAAAAAUGGCGGAGAACAUAAACGUGUACGGCGCGUUCCUGCACAACUACGGGCGCGCGACGGACGCGGUGCGGCGCCGCUGCGGCAGCUCGCAGCGGUUCGCGGACCUCACGCGGCAGAUCGCCUGCCGCGGCCAGCCCAUGUCGCUGGACGACCUGCUGCACAAGCCGGUCGCCCGCGUGCAGAAGAACGCGCUCGUGCUGCAUGAUCUCAUUAAAUAUACACCUGCGAGUCACCCGGACCAUGCGAUGCUCACGGAAGCUCUGAAUAUGACACAACAUUUCCUAGAUGAAUUUAAUAUCAUUCAAACUAAAUCUAUGUUCCCUAAUGCUGAUCGUGCACAAAGAAGGCUAGUAAAGAACUCAUUCAUAGUAGAAUUGUCAGAUGGACAUAGAAAAUUACGACACCUAUUUCUAUUCAACGAUGUUAUAGCAUGUGCAAAAUAUAAGGCUUCUGGUCGCGAUAAAUUCACAUUCGAGCUGAAAUGGUUCAUUCCACUGCCAGAUAUAGUAGUAGUAGAAGAAGAUGGGAGUUCAGUAGAAAAAGAGACAAACCCCGCUAAUAUAGUCGCACUCAAGUCGCAGGCUUGUACCGUGCGAGAUCAGAUCUUGGCUGAGGAACGAGCCUCACAGGAUGAUAAGAAAAUUCGACUGGGUGGUCGUGGUGGUGCCGAGAAGCAGCGCAAGAAGUUGGUAGAGUUGGAAGGACAGCUGGUACUGGCCAGUCCCAACCUGGUAUUCCGUGUAGCAGCGCGUACAUUGCAGCGUCACCAUGUGUUCUUCCUGAGUUCAGAGUACGAGCGCACGCAAUGGAUUGACUCCAUACAUGCACUUCAGGCGUCAUCCGCACCUCCUGCCGGCUCCAGCACGGUAUCUAUGCUGGAGCUGCAGAGCUGGGUUACAGCGUGCCGCAGCUACCUACAAACAGACAUGGGCUCGUAUCUACUGCGAAGUGGUCGAGAUGACUCCCUACUACUGGGCGACCUGCAGCUGCACAUUGGUGGCAUGACUGCGCCGCUUGAUACCUCUGCUGACUAUUACAUAAUCGUUGAAGUAGACUCAUACGGACACUAUUUCCGGAAAGCGAAGUCAAAGCUGGUGUGUAGAAGUGCGCAGCCGCGCUGGAAUGAAAGUUUUACCAUUGACCUCGAGGGCUCACAGAAUUUGCGGCUAUUGUUAUACGAAGAUGCUGCCCGACCAGUGCUGAGAGGAAAAUGCACGGUCAAGCUGUCCCGCGAGUGGGUGGCGGAGAGCGCGGCGGGCGGCGUGUCGCGCACGGUGUGCGUGGGCGGCGGCUCGCUGCCGCUGCGGCUCAAGCUGCUGCCGCCGGAGCGCUCCGCGCGGCACGUGCCCAACGCCAAGUCGGGCGCGCUGUUCGGCGCCAAGAUCACGCAUGUUGCCAAACGCGAAAAACGCAACAUUCCAUUCAUAAUAAGUGCUUGCGUACGUGAAGUUGAGCGGCGCGGCAUACACGAGGUGGGUGUGUACCGCGUGUCCGGCAGCGCGUCCGACCUCAACCGCCUCAGGAAGAGCUUUGAGACCAAUGCGUAUGAAGCAGAGCAGUUAUUGAAGGAAGUUGAUAUACACAGUGUAACUGGUGUAUUAAAACUGUACCUUCGAGAAUUACCCGAAGCAUUGUUCACCGACGCUCUCUAUCCGGAAUUAUUGCGUGCCUGGGGUUCUACUCAGGGAGUUGGUACGUCGGUGGACUCUGGGCCAGCACAUACAAGGCGGCAUGCUCUCCUUAAAUGUUAUGCACAACUACCUGAUCUCAACAAGAAUUGUAUUGAUUUUCUCCUCAACCACUUUGUCAAAGUUAACCAACACGAAGCAGAAAAUAAAAUGUCGCUGCACAAUUUGGCAACUGUAUUUGGUCCUACAUUACUUCGUCCAUCGAAUUCGGGAGCCGGAGCCAAACAACGAACCGACCUUCUGGCGGCUGGAACCGUCGACGCCAUGGCCCAAGCUGGCAUACUCUAUUGUCUAUUGCAGCAGAGACAACUAGCCGCGCAACUAUCAUCGCAUCAUAGAGCACCAACGCUGCUCGAUUAAUAACAUAGUCCGCCAUCUUGUGAUUUAUCGAGUCCCUAACAUUUCCCGCCACUUUUUGACUUCAAUGUUAGAUAUUAUAACGUUUUAUUAGUUUUUGAUAAUAUACACAUUUGCCAAGCUAGUUUUACACAAAAAUAUAGUCGUAGAAGUAAGUCCAUAAUGAUGAUAAUGCAACUGGGAGUGGGAAGGACACAAAGACUUUUUGAUGUUUAUCUGUCUUGUUAAAUUACUAUAAGAGGCCUUAGUCGUUGUUUUAUUAUUUACUAGAAGAUACACCUUAAUGAAAUCAAUGGGUAAAACUUUAUUCUUGGUGUAGUUUAGUAGUUUGCUUUAGCAUGUGUGUAUGGCCUAUAUGCUAUUUUAUUGGUGAUAAUUAUUAAUAAAUCAAUAUUCUUUAAUACAGAUAAAAUGCUGUCAGAUAAAAAUUGGUUUUGGCCUUUACGCACUAAACAUGUUUAGUGCGUAAUAAUUUUAAAUACCUUCUGUAAAUAUGCAAGUUAAAUAAUAAUAAUUAAUUGGUGCUUUCGUUUGGUUAAAUUAACAAAAACACAGAUUUACGCGUCGUCAAUAUGUUUAAAUUUUCAUGUCCCAAUUAAUAAUAAGAAUCAUACGACAGCAAACAAAAACAAAUAAUUUCAAUAAAUACAACAUUUAUGUUACAUAGGUGAUAGAUAUGUAUAGAUUAAAUUUCAAAGCCCGUUUUUUUAUAUUCCAAAUACAUUCCAUAUUGUGCAAAAUAAUGACUGAUUUUAUGUUUACAACAAUAAUUAAAUAACAUUUUACUAAAUAUGCGAGAUUGCAAUGGAAGUUAUAAUGAGGUUUAGUGAAAAAAUCUAAGAAUGUCACGCUCUACUGAAAUGAAAUCUUAAUAAAAUGAACUAUCGUUGAUGAAUGAAAGUUUUUGAAUAUAUGUAUUUGAAAAAAGGAUUAAAGAGUAUUAUUAUACGGGACCGAAGAGUAAUUCAUGGAUAAAUUGAUAUAGACUGAAAAUAAAAUUUUAAAUAUUGCGAUUAGAUUAUACUUGCUUAAAAUGGCAAAUUGCUUUAAGGAGAAACAGGCUUAAGACUAAAAAAAGUUUAUACUGAUCUUUUUAAGUUUCAGCAUUUUCAGUACUAGUCGUGUUUUUUGUAUUUUUGUGUACCGCUUCUAGUACAAGUGAAUAUAUUGAUUCUUUGAAGAUAGCCCACAUCAUACAGUCGCUAGAGUUAAAUAAUUUAAGUAUUUUACUUCACAACUAAUCCUACUAAGUUAGUACUUAAUGAUGACAAUUUACCAAAAAAUGAAAUUUUUAAGAACAAAGUUUAUUUCAUUUGUAAUUUGUAUUGAUUUGAUGUUAUGGAACACAUUGAACGAAAUAAUCUAUUUUGUUGAGUAAUAUAUAAUUAUGUUUAUAAUAGAUUAGUGUUUAAGUUAUCUCUGUUCAAAGAACUUCCAGAUUGUUUUUCUUUUCACCAAAGACCACUGUUACACUUUUGUUGCAGAAAUUCCUUAUAUUAUGUAUGUACACUGUACCUUGAUGUAUUCGUCUUGUAAUAUAACAGCAUCACAAAAUGUUUACAGGUGUAAGACCCAAAAGAAAACAAAGUCCAUUUGAAAGUGAUUUAUUUUGUUUCAAUAUCUGUAUACCAUUAUAAAUAGACAUGAAAAAAUACUAAGAAAAUGUAGUGACAUAAAAAUGUAGUAAUAAUAGUUGCAUAUUGUGUACUUUCCUUUUAGCUUUAUUGAGUCACAGUUAUUUUCUGACAGCUUUUACACAAUAUUUUAGAUAUGACAUUAUGUAUAACACAAAUAUUAGUAUUUCACUUGUGUAUGUAGUAUUUAUACUAACUCUAACUUUAUUAUUCUAAUUUUGGUUAUUAUUACAUAUUGUUAUUUAUAUAUGAAAUGAAGUAACAUUAUUUGUACUAUUAUUUGCACAAGCCAUUUUAUCAAAAUUUAAAGAGAAAAUUGAAUAGACAGUGUUGUAUUUAAGUUUUAGACUUAAAAUUAUUACUGAGAGGGUAUGGAUAUGAAUUACUUUGUUUACAGUAUUCUUUAUUUUGUGCUUAAUAUUUAAAUUUCAUGUUGUAAUAUCUUAUAAACAUUUGAAAACUACUUUUAACUGUAGCUUGCUAUCACACAUUUACUUGUUACAUUUGGUUUUAUAAAAAAUGCACUUGGUAGCUAAAGUUUUCCUUCCUGACAAGCAACAAUAUAUUCAUCAAAUGUCUUGAAAAGUUGCAGUUUUUAUGUGUUGUGUUAAUGUAUAACUUAAUUUUUUAUUAUAAUUAUAUUUAGUAUCACAAAGUUCACAACUUAAAACCAGUACAGUGACAAUAAAUUACACUGCCAAAUCAGCGGCCAAUGUAAUUAUUAUUACACUUUGGUAAGGUAAAAUCUAGUAACACAUUUUAAAUAUGGUUACCUUUAUUCAUACCCAAUUUUGAUUUUUGUUAUCUCUGAUGUUGUGUGUAGAGUAUGUACCUAUAAGGUUAGAUUUUGUAUUAUUUGGAUUUUAUAUUUAAUUUUUGUAUAUAAAUGAUACUAAAAUGUAGCUAUGAACCUUUUCACAAUAAAAUGUAUUUUUAAUACACCUUUA